Molecule: messenger RNA, 3003 nt
Organism: Lecanosticta acicola
Lineage: Eukaryota; Fungi; Ascomycota; Dothideomycetes; Mycosphaerellales; Mycosphaerellaceae
Source: the annotation of a GenBank genome assembly
AUGGCGAGCGCUGACACCGCCCACGUCCACAGCAGGAUGCAUCAUGACGACGACCACGCCAGCGACGACGUCGACUCGCGCUCCACCUCUCCGCCCAACGGCGGCACCUCGACCCCGCGACCCGAUCUCCUCGACAAGCGAUUGCCGGGCAUCGUGAACUCUUAUUUUGCGCAAGUAUGUGACACCCUACGUCUGCGGAGCAACAGCGCCGCCGUGACUGCAAACUCUGCUGCUGCUGGUGUUGGUGGUGGUGUUGGUGGUGGUGUUGCUGCUGCUGCCAGCCCCGCACCCGAACCCGACAUGAUCUCAUCCGAUGAGAAAGAGCCGUCCGUCGCACCCACCACCGAUUCAUCUCACGACCAAUCUGCACCAGCACAAACACAGGUACAGCAACAGCAACAGCAACAGCAACAUCUGCAGUUGCAGCAGCAGAACCAGCAGCACCAGCAGCACCAGCAGCACCAGCAGCACCAGCACAGCCCGACCCACAGUCCGGCAGUUGCAGCUCUCUCGCAGGCCUUGGCAGGAAGCGCGUCUCCGACCACCAUGCUGCCGACCGCACCCAACUCGCCGCCCAUGAGUGGCGCGUCCAGUGCGCAGCAGGUCGAGUCGCCGCCGCUGCCGCCGUCCGAGAAGAAGCAGAAGCAGAAGCAUGAGCAUGAGCACCAGCACCAUCACCAUCACCAGCACCAGCACCACCCCGACCUCCUCUCCCAUUCCACCACCGUCACCGAUCCCCGGCAGCAGGCUGCUACCUACCCUACCCCUCCUCUCUCCAACUCGUCUUCCUUCCUGGCCAUGAACGACGUCGAGGCCGGCUCCGAUGGUGCAUCUGCCACGCCCUUCUCUCGCAAGCGCUCGUGGGGCGAGAGGAAGAAGAGUCAGGGCCAUGCAAACGUGCCAUCCCAGCUUCGCCGCAACACGUUGUCCAGCGCUCUCUCCAACGUCGUCAUUACCGAGCCUGCGGUCGCUGCCCACAUCUCCAACCCUUCCUUUGAGGCUUCUCAGACCGCUCCCGCAAGCACUUCUGUCCUCGCGCCUUCCUCUUCUCCUCCUCGUUCGCAGGAAUGGGAAACCCAGCUGACUCAGGCUUCCGAUUCCCAGAACACCCCUCCGCAGACCCCUCGCUCCGGCUCGCACGCGAGCAGAUCGAAAGACGAUGACAUUCCACACACCGCCAAGUCGAGCCGAUCGGGCUCCGGCGGAUCACAGGCCGCGACCGUCGGGCAGCUGCGAGGACAGCUCGAGAUAUGCGUGGAAGAGGGUCGAGGUCUGAGACCUGCUGUGGAUCCGUACGUCGUGGCGAUAUUUCAGCUCAACGAGGAUAUCUCGGGAGGCCCAAAAGAGGAUGAGAUGGACACACAGCCGGACAAUGCCUCGCCAGAAGAGAACCUGGCAAAGGGUGUGGCAAUGAAGCGUUUGGGGAGCGGACAGGGCACGCCAAUGGCGAUUCCGGGCCUGCGGAGCCGGCAGACGAGCUCGACCAACAUUGCAGACUUGCGGAGAGGCUCGCAUCAGAAGAGCGGACACCAAGAGACGACAGACCCUGUCUGGCGACACAGGGCCACGUUCGAUGUGGUCGGAAGCGACAACGAGCUGGACAUAUCGGUCUACGAUCGGGCAAACAGUGAAUGCUUCAUCGGUCAUGUGAGACUGCCCAUCGAUCUCAAUGACUACGAGCACCAGCAUGAGGAGUGGUUCAAGCUGCAGCCGCGCGAGGGUAUCACGGAGACCGUGACUGGCGAGCUCCAUCUUCGGCUUGCUUUCCAUGCAGCUGGCAAGAAGACCUUCGGUCCGGACGAUUUUGAGAUCCUAAAGUUGAUUGGAAAGGGCACAUUUGGCCAAGUCUUCCAGGUGCGGAAGAAGGACACGAAGCGAAUCUACGCGAUGAAGGUCCUAUCGAAGAAGGUCAUUGUGCAGAAGAAGGAGAUCCAGCACACCAUUGGCGAACGAAACAUCCUCGUGCGGACGGCAACGACAGAGUCGCCUUUCAUUGUGGGGUUGAAGUUCUCUUUCCAGACGGCCGCAGACCUCUACCUCGUCACCGACUACAUGUCUGGUGGUGAGCUUUUCUGGCAUCUGCAGAAAGAAGGCCGGUUCGUCGAGGAGCGCGCCAAGUUCUACAUCGCAGAGCUCAUCCUGGCGCUGCGCCACCUGCAUCAGCACGACAUCGUAUACCGCGAUCUGAAGCCCGAGAACAUCUUACUCGACGCAAAUGGACACAUUGCACUCUGCGACUUUGGCCUCUCCAAGGCCAACCUGUCCAAGAACGACACGACCAACACCUUCUGUGGCACGACGGAAUACCUCGCCCCGGAAGUUCUGCUCGAUGAGCAAGGAUACACCAAGAUGGUCGACUUCUGGUCUCUUGGCGUCCUCGUCUUCGAGAUGUGCUGUGGUUGGUCGCCCUUCUACGCCGAGGACACGCAGCAGAUGUACAAGAACAUUGCGUUUGGCAAAGUACGCUUCCCUCGCGAUGCGCUCUCUGCCGAGGGUCGCAGCUUCGUCAAGGGACUCCUGAACAGGAAUCCUUCGCACCGUCUCGGCGCCAAGGCCGACGCUGAGGAGCUCAUGGCGCACCCGUUCUUCUCCGACGUCGACUGGAAUGCUCUCAGCGAGAAGAAGGUGGCUCCACCGUUCAAGCCGAAGUUGAAGGGCGAGCUGGAUACGAGCAAUUUCGACCCCGAGUUCACGAAUGCCCUCACGGCUGGCGCAGACUCGUCCUCGCUCAACGCGAGGGCCGCGGCACUUGCCAGUGGAAUCGGCACCGAUAGCACGCCCCUCAGCCCGACGAUGCAGAACCAGUUCAAGGGGUUCACAUUCGUGGAUGAGAGCACUCUCGAGCAGCAGUAUGCAGACCGCGACUUGGACAGCCCGGAGAUGGGUGGUAGCGCCUCGCGCACUUUCAGCAAUCGAGCCGGUGAUAGAAUGAGCGGGCUCGAGCCUACUGGUGCGACAAGCGCUGAUGGCGACUUCAACCAUGGCAUGCUCGACGAUAUCUGA